UCAUAUAUUUUAACUUUACACGUUCACAGAGCUAAGCUGUUCGAGCAGUGAACAGAGACACUCAGCAAGAGCCACAAGACUACAGGCGUUCUUAAGAAUACUGCCAGCAUGUGGUUGUCAAACAGGGACAGACUGGGCUGGUACCAGAGAUAUUUAUCAGGAAUGAAAGCCCACCAGAAUUUGAAGAUCAUUGAAAUACAGAAAUGUGAAGACAUUCUCUUCACGAUCCUUGACAGGGUUCAGCAGCAGGACCACAGGUUCCAGGUGGACUAUUCCAGGGAGCACGCCUGCUUUGACUACAUUCUCAGGACAGAAUUUGACGAGUUAGAUAUGGAGGUGCCUCUGUGGUUCAACGAUUUGUCCUUGAGGGUUGAAGAGAGCUGUGAUACCCCCUACACUGUGGAUGGAAUCAGUCAUCAAACCCUUCCGAGAAAGGGGUUGGCUUACUUGACUGUUCCUAAGGAAAGUGAAAGCAGAUGGUCUGGGAGUGACAUAUUCCACCCACUUCGAGGGUCAUCCCAAUGCAGUGGCCACCUCAUCCCUGGCAGAGUCAUAAAUAUUCUGAAAGAACUCCUCAAAGGAGCCAUUGUUUACUGCGAGCAGAACUUUCUUAUUAAUCCAGGAGAUGUGAAUGCUUCUUUGUUAAAUUUUGAUGGUCCUCGGAUAACACUGGUUCUAAGAAAUGUAAUGAAGCCCUUACGAGUUAACAUCAUUCCAGUUGUUAGGAAAGCCAUAGAGAAGUUUCUUGAGGAUGGUAAUCAGAAUGAGAAGGGCAUUUCGGAGACAAGCAAGCAGGCAACUCCCGAGAACAUUGACAUUAGCAAUGGAACUUACUACCGAUGGAGAUUUUGUUUUGAAAGACCAAUGUGGAAGUUGCUAGAGAGAGCAGAUGCUGAUGGGGGCCAUCGUCUGGACAGCCUGUGCCUACUGGACAGGAUUAAAACUGACCACUGGCUUCCAGGGGAACAUAAGCGAGGACUCACAUUUAACCUGCUUAAGGUGGUGUUACUCUGGGCCAUGAAGUUUUUCCCAGCUGCAGAGGACUGGGUUGACCUGGAAUCCUCUGUUUAUCGGAUGUUAGUGGUGCUGCUCCGCUGCCUCGCCCUCCAGAAUCUCCCCAACUACUUCAUGCACGAGAUCAACCUUUUCCACGAGGAUUUUCAGCCCCCUUUUGACUUCCAAACCAUUUACAAGAAAGUGGAAGAUUUCGCUGAUAACCCCGAGAAAUACCUACAGAUACACAUGACCCACCUCCUCCCUACCCAUCGCCAGCGCAUUGACAGUUACGUGAAGAUGCUCCUGCAGCUCCAGGAUGGCAAGGGUCUUUACUGGAACACAGCCUAUUUUGACAUCAUUUUAAACAAGUUUCAGGUUUACCAUGUCCAGGAUGCUGACAGAAUUGGGGCCAUGCAACUCGUCUGGUCCAAAACUACCAAACUAGUGACCGAUGAAGGGUGCUCAUCGUAAACCAUCAGGAUUACAUUUCCACAGAUUCUGCAGAUCAGAUAGAAAACCCUUCUCCACAUCUACUGUAGACUGGAUUACAACCCCAUGAUACACUUACUGUAGACUGGAUUACAACCACAUGAUACAUCUACUGUAAACUGGAUUACAAUCCCAUGAUACGCUUUCUGUAGUCUGGAUUACAAUCGCAUGAUACACCUUCUGUGGACUGGAUCACACAAUGACUAAAAAAUAAAAUCAUUCAAUUUCAACAAAUGAGGAGACAGGAAGCGCAGCAGGACAGCACAAGUCUGUCACUUAGCUAGAUAAUGUUAGACUUUAACUUCCUGAUGAUAAGAAUGGUUUUCUUUUAUUUUAUCACACCUGGUUUGCAAGUGUAAAAUAUUAUAUAGCAACAACUUACAUCUUUUCAUUCAGCUAACUUCACAAAAUACUUCUAAGUACUUAAAUGCAAGUAUUUCCUUUCAAGCACCUCCAUGGGUUGCAUCACCUAGAAGCCAAUUGUCUUUUUUAAACCUAUUAUAUAUGGAACAUAUAUAGGAACUGACAGACAGACACGAACCAUGUCGGAGAUGGUGGUGUAGUGUUAAUAUCACAGGACUAGUAAUCCACAGGCCUCGGCUAAUGGUCUGUGCCAGCUGGUGGAAGUUGAAUUAAAUUAAUAAAUCUGGAGUAUUA
This is a messenger RNA of Carcharodon carcharias (great white shark), 2142 nucleotides long. RefSeq names its product protein mab-21-like 4. NCBI's taxonomy places the organism in Eukaryota, Metazoa, Chordata, Chondrichthyes, Lamniformes, Lamnidae. Bases 109 to 1467 code for a protein of 452 amino acids. The record is from RefSeq and is a predicted model, not a curated record. The transcript is spliced from 5 exons.